Messenger RNA from Lycium ferocissimum, 1474 nucleotides. RefSeq lists its product as uncharacterized. Bases 99 to 536 code for a protein of 145 amino acids. Lineage: Eukaryota; Viridiplantae; Streptophyta; Magnoliopsida; Solanales; Solanaceae. The transcript is spliced from 3 exons. The record is from RefSeq and is a predicted model, not a curated record.
AGAUGGCAAAACCCCAACCGAUACUCGCUGUUUCCAAUGUAGAAUGCUGCUCAAGUGGAAACUUGUAAGAUACUAAUAUUAAAGAGCAUUUGAUUUUCAUGAACAAGACGAUUUUCUUGUUCUUUUUAAAAAAGUACAAAAUGUAUGAAGUUCUCCGGAUUGCAGUCUCCCAACUGUCCAGGUAUUGUAAAGAAGGAAGAUUCUCCAUGAGAUUUGACAAGCUUAUCUACUGGAAUGAUGUAUCGUUGCUUCAUUUUAAUGAGGAACAAGUUGGAGGCGCUAAUGAUCAAGAUGGAGGUGCGAAUGAACAGGAUCAUAAUCAGCAUGUAGGCGCUAAUAAGCAAAAUGUUGAUCCAGAUGGAGACGCUAAUGAGCAAAAUGCUGAUCGAGAAGGAGACGCUAAUGAGCAAAAUGCUGAUCAAGAUGGAGACGCUAAUGAGCAAAAUGCUGAUCAAGAUGGAGACGCUAAUGAUCAGAUUAUAAAUUAUACACCCGGUGUUAUUACUUUCCCUGCACUUGUGGAUAGCGCUUCAUAGUUGAAAUUUAUUUAGUGCCAAAAGUUGUUCUUUACAAACUUGUAAGUCGUUAACUUCAUGUAAAUCAGAUUUAGCUAUUUGGAGGCAUAACAGAUUAUUUAGUACUUCUUCAUGAUAACUUGAACAAAAAGAAUUAUAUGGUGCAGGACAUCGUGCAGAAAUUCGGUGUGCCUAGCUUGUCUGCUAUAAACUCAAGGUUGAUAUCGAUUUGAGACCCAAUAAAGGGCGAAACCGCUGUUCAGAUUUAAGCUGCUUGGUUUCCUUCCUUCAUUUCAGACAAUGAUCUUGGAAGACAGGAGAUAUAUUGCCCUAUGACAUCUUAUUUUUUCUGGCUCUAGCAUCUGAAGGCUACUGACAAAGCUAUGUCCACAAAUUUUAAACUUCAAGAACAAGCAGCAUGUGUUGUUUCUGUUGUUUUCUCCAAAUAAUAGCCUUUUGAUGAGUUUCAGCUUGGUAGACUGAUAAUAUAUUGUGCGUCAAUGGAACUGCUUAAUAGAGGAGAAAACAAGCUUAUCCUUGAAUAUAUUACAGGUUAUUAUUCCUCUUCAUUCUCAAACAGGUUGUACGCACGCCAAUGAUCUGCUUGAAUGGUUAAAAUUGAAGAGUUCAUGUUGGAUAUUUUUUGUUGAAAAAAAGAGUGUAGGUUGCAAUAAUUUUCUGUUCUAUCCUAUUGUUAGCUGAAUUCAAAGGCAGAAGUAUAUGAAGAUCGUGCUAGGUUUUCCACCACACCAGUAAGAUUUCCUAGCUCUGAAGGGAUGUUUCGUCUGAGAUUGUUCCCGAAAAGUCAAGAAUUUGGAGAUUAUAAAUUUGCAAAAGCUUUAGGUUGCUCAUCUAGUGGCAUACCCAAUCCUUUCUUCUUCAGUUGAGAUAAUUUUACUCCCCCAUUUUUGUCAUGAGUUACCAGUUAUAAUGAUAAUUCAGCAAAGUGGUUGGCAUAA